This is a messenger RNA of Paracoccidioides lutzii Pb01, 423 nucleotides long. RefSeq lists its product as hypothetical. Bases 1 to 423 code for a protein of 140 amino acids. The record is from RefSeq and is a predicted model, not a curated record. The transcript has a single exon.
AUGCAGCUUAACCAUGCUAUUGUCCUCAUCCUCAUAUUAAUUCCCGUUUUCGCCUUCAUCAUAUGGAGAGUCGGCCUCCACCUCUCCUCGGUAUUUUACUUCAAUAUGGAAAUGCACAAGGUGAUGCGAGAGACGCGACAGGUGGAGGAAGCAGUCGUUGCUCAGGAAUCCCAGGUCGCCAAUACACCACCGACCAAUCCAUCUCCUCCUAAUCCAGCUCCACCGUCGGCUGUCAAUGUAAUACCCGGCAAUAAUGGACGACCGGCCAAUGGACAGGUAGCAAAUAGGAAUCCAGCUAACGGGCAAGCAGCGAAUGGGAAUGGGAAUGGGCAACCGCAAACCAACCCACAGCUGGGCAAUGGACACCCAGCAAGCGGGCAAACAAGUGGAGGCCCUGCCACGGGCAAUGGCUAUAACGGUUAG